This is a messenger RNA of Daphnia magna, 1086 nucleotides long. RefSeq lists its product as uncharacterized. The transcript has 2 exons. Bases 136 to 933 code for a protein of 265 amino acids. The record is from RefSeq and is a predicted model, not a curated record. Lineage: Eukaryota; Metazoa; Arthropoda; Branchiopoda; Diplostraca; Daphniidae.
UUUCACGACAAAUAUCGUGUGUAGCUUUUUAAUAAUAACAUCAUCAAAUGUAUCGGUUUAAAGUGACCAAACGCUUUCCGAUGCAUCACAUGGCAGGAAAUAAACAACUCAUUUUAUAGGCGUUCAUUUAGAAAAAUGGCUGACCUGUUGCCCUUUAGGCUGAUGACGUCAUCAUCACGGACGAAAUUCUCGGAAUUGCACAUAACGGCCUUGAAAACGUACGCCGUUAUAAAGCAAGACGAUCCAGUUUUGCUGCACUUCUCGCCUGCCAGUCGUCGCGUCAAAAUGGGUGGCUCUGCACUGUGCAAAACGUUGGCUGUCAUUUGUUUGUUGGCCAAUUUAUUGGAGCCCAUCGAGUCGUUGCCACUGCCCACCACCACCACGGAACCUCCGUCCAUUUCACCUGAUUCGAUGGCGGACGCAUCCGAUGACGUCGCGACGACGGAAUCUAACGACUCUUCCGGCCAACCGGCCCCUCCUUCGAUUGCUUCGCACGUGUACGCCAUUCUGACCAUUUUCCAUAAUCCAACAUCUCCACCGGAUUCGGUGAGGACGACCACCGAUGAUCCGAACGCCAUCUCCUCACCUGUGGUGUCUUCGUCAACAGCAAGUCUUUCGGAGGAUAACUGCUCGUCUGAGGCUGUUGAUUUGGGACCGUGCCGCAAGAGGACGGCUUCGUUUGACGGCCUGGCCGGUGCCGUGUUUUCUUAUUUAAACGAUCACGUUCGCAGGAGUUUGAUGGAAGCGACGAGUCCUUCCCGAUCGUCGGACGCGUGGCGCUUUACGAAUGUGGAACAAGUUGGACAUGCCGUUGAGGAGGCCUCAUCCGAUUCGCUGGGCUCAGGUGAUGCCCCGACGGACGUUGAUGACGUGGCUGGCCAGCACGAUUCCAGUAAACCACAAACCAGUACCCUACCGACAACCAACAUUUAAAGGAGAUGUAACGUGAGGGUGGCUCUCUUAAUUUUUGAAUAUUGUCGUGUUAUUUUCGAUUGUUUGGAGAGAUGUUAUUUUUCUUUCUUUAGAUUGCCGCUCUGCUUCCACACACGCAUUUUAUGAAAUACAUUGCCGAUUUUUCUCAAUUAA